Molecule: messenger RNA, 765 nt
Organism: Magallana angulata
Lineage: Eukaryota; Metazoa; Mollusca; Bivalvia; Ostreida; Ostreidae
Product: putative nuclease HARBI1
Exons: 3
Source: RefSeq, a predicted model, not a curated record
UCUGAGGUCGCAGACACGCAUGGUAUAGCCUUAUCCUCUGCCUCAAGGAUCAUUUAUAUUGUGUGCUCUGUACUUUGUCUCUGUCUCGACAAUAUCAGAUUCCCAACAUCCCAGCAAGAGCUAAAGAAAGUGAAGGACGAGUUCUUCAAUAUACAGGGAUUUCCAAAUGUCGUUGAAGCCAUAGAUGGCACACUUGUCCCCAUCCAAGGCAUGGCAGGUGAUGAGGAACCUACUUUCAUUUGCCGGAAAGGAUUCCAUGCCAUUAACAUACAGGCUGUGGCAGUAGCUAAGCUCAGUUUUACCAACAUUGUGGUAAGAUGGCCAGGAUCCACCCAUGACUCUUUCAUUCUGGCUAAUUCCUUCUUGCCACAAAUCAUGAGAGGAGUGAAUGGAUGGUUCCUGGGUGAUUCUGGCUAUCCACUGAAGAAAUGGUUGCUGACACCAUUUGCCCAGCCAUCCAACCAGCAGGAGCAGCGGUACAACUCCUCCCAUUGCUCGGCGAGGAAUACUGUUGAGAGAGCUUUUGGCGUUCUCAAAAGCAGAUUUAGAUGCCUUCACAAAACAGGUGGUAGCCUGCAAUUCAGGACAGAGAAGUGCAUCAAAAUCAUUGAAUGCUGCUUUAGGCUUCACAACAAGGCCAUUAGUGAGAGGGUGCCCCUGCAAGCAGGGAAGAAUGCUGUGCCAGUGUACCACAACCAUGAUCUAUACAAUGGAAAUGAUAAUGAUGGAUUUGCCUUGAGACAAAGAAUUGUGCAACGCUUUUAA